CUCAGUGGGUGCAUGUGAGCCCUCUAUCUUCUGUAUCUUUGCCCAUUUCGCGGAUUUCACGGCAUCGAAAGCGACACACCAAGCCCUAAGAUCUCCCUCCAGCCAAUCACCCACACAAGAUGGAUCCCGGAACUGGUUUAAUAAUUGCAAGUAUCACGAAAGAGGUCGCUACCACGCUUAUCCAAAGGCACGGUUCACAAGCUGUCAUCGCCGGGUUACGGGCAUGGACACAACACAGCAGCGGACGGUCGUCGAAUCUGGGACACGAGGAGGCCAUGAAGCAAGCGAAGAACGCAAUACCAAGUUUCUUGAGCAGCAUCGAGUCGAAUAGCCUUCAUGUAAUUCCGGGCGCUUUCAACUCCUCUCCCGAAUUCAUCGCCAUGUUCCAAGCUGAGGCGCUGGUCGCCAUCCCCGUGGCCCUGCUUGCGGUCAAGCAGGCGAUUGAUCGAGUCGGGUCAAGUCUACAGGGAAUUCAGCACGAGCUGACAAUUACCAACAUGGCAAAAAUCCAGGGCUGGGAACAGGAGGGCUUCGGUGCGCAUGUGUAUCGUUUUGUGGAGUAUGAGAUGCUCCAGGUUGCGAACGCCCGCGCGAAGAGCAGUGAUCAACGGCAGCACUACUUCUACGUCUGGAACCGGGAUACAGAUUGGUAUCCAGUAUUCGAGGCGAAGAACCGAGCCUUUCCUCUUGGUUCUGGGUUUGGAGGGUAUCAUCAUGAGCUUGAUGCGAUCUGUAUGCGCAUGAGGGCAGACAGGAGGACACUCAUUCAAACUACGUCUCAUGGACGCACAGCGCAGUUCCAUCUUCUCGUUCCAACUCACCAGCCUUAUGUUCUGGAUCACCCGGUCAUAUUCCACGAGAGCCUCUUUCCGCUUACUAUCACGGGUCAGCGGCAUCGCAGUGUGGACCUCGUUUGGUUUAAUCUGUGCUCGAAACCAACGGGGUUACAGCUGCAAUGUAUCGGAGUCCUGGGAGAGAGGGCAAAUACCAUUGAGCAGGCCGGGGCUCUUAGCUUGGCUGGCUGCUGUAUCGGCUUCAUGGCUGCUGGCUGUGCUGCUAUCGCAUUCCCGCCGUGCGCUCCUCUUGCAGAGGCAGUCGCGUUGCCGCUCUGGUCGGGGGCAGCGGCAUCUUGGAGUGCUGCAGCCGGGGCUUCUGUCUACGAACACGCUAAUCGUGGAGAGCUUUGCAUCCUAGGGGAUGAUUCCAUACUGGUCGAGAGAAAGGAAUAGUGUGCGCUGGCUUUAGACAAGGGUCUUUGAGGGCGCAUUGGUCUUUGGCUGUGCCCAAGAAGGCUUUGCUAAGUCCGGGAAUUGGUUUACACUACUUGAAAGCAUUUACUUAUCGCGUUGUCUAAAUUAAUGGCUUUCUAUACUGUAUCUAGAUCUUUCAGCCUCGUUGCCAAUUGCUAUUCUAGUAUUGUGUCAUGAACAUUCGAAAUCAA
This is a messenger RNA of Aspergillus versicolor CBS 583.65, 1441 nucleotides long. RefSeq lists its product as uncharacterized. The record is from RefSeq and is a predicted model, not a curated record. The transcript has a single exon. Lineage: Eukaryota; Fungi; Ascomycota; Eurotiomycetes; Eurotiales; Aspergillaceae. The coding region runs from base 120 to 1229 and encodes 369 amino acids.